Messenger RNA from Magallana angulata, 4863 nucleotides. RefSeq names its product glutamyl aminopeptidase-like. Bases 98 to 2989 code for a protein of 963 amino acids. The transcript has 19 exons. Gene Ontology annotation, biological process: peptide catabolic process; proteolysis. The record is from RefSeq and is a predicted model, not a curated record. Lineage: Eukaryota; Metazoa; Mollusca; Bivalvia; Ostreida; Ostreidae. Gene Ontology annotation, cellular component: cytoplasm. Gene Ontology annotation, molecular function: zinc ion binding; metalloaminopeptidase activity; peptide binding.
CAAUAAAUUGUAAACAAAUCAACUUCCUGUUAAAAUGUUAAAAACAUUGACACUUGACUGACUUGUAUAGAUUCAUAACUGUGUCGACUUUUAAAAGAUGGCAGACGAUAUAGAAGAUGUGUCAUUCCUCCCAGGUGAUACUUUGAACAGGAAGUCAUUAUAUGAGCCUUCCCUCCCACAAAGAUGUCGACAGUUAAUAUGCACUAAAGGAAAGGCAACAGCCAUAAUAGUAGGGAUGGGAAUUUUCAUCCUCCUGGUGGCUCUAAUUGCUGCAUUUGCAAGAUCAGGUUCCAGAACCUGUGAUGGUCAAACUACAGAAUCAGUGACCCCAAACGCUGCACCAGUUGAAGAUUACAUUGCCACAAAUGGUGAAAAGUUCCCAUGGAGGAAUAUUAGACUCCCACCUUCAAUUUCUCCCGUGGAAUAUGAUAUUUAUCUCCAUCCUAAUCUUACUCAAAAAAAGUUUUCAGGGGAUGUGACAAUUAAGUGCCAAGUCUUAGAGAAAACAGACUUUGUAGUUUUACAUUCCACAGAUUUAGUUGUCACACAAGUGUCAGUGAAAACCCUACCGGACAAUGACGAAAAGAAAAUAACCAAACAGUUGGAGUACACAAAAAACGAGCAGAUCUACCUGAAAUUAGAGUCAAGUGUUUCUUCUGGGGACAAAAUACUCAUAAAAAUGCACUUUGAGGGGAAAUUGAUCAAAAAGUUAUCAGGCUUCUACCUUGGUACAUAUACAGAUAGCCAUCAAGUCAUAAGAUAUCUUGCCUCCACGCAGUUUGAGCCCACAGCCGCUCGCCAAGCAUUCCCAUGUUUUGAUGAACCUGCUAUGAAGGCCAAAUUUUCCAUGUCCAUUGUGAGAGACAAAGACUAUAAGGCCCUGUUCAACAUGCCACUCAUAUCCUCCACCCCCACCAACGGUCUAAUGCUGGACAAGUUUCAGCAGAGUGUCAAGAUGAGCACCUAUCUAGUGGCCUUUAUUGUGUGUGACUUUGAUUCCAUCACAAAUAAGACCAAAGCUGGUACUAAUGUGACUGUAUGGGCCCCAAAGGAUCAGAUCAGCCAGGCUCACUACGCCCUUCAAGUAGCAGUGAAUGUCCUGGACUGCUACAAUAAGCUGUUUGAUAUUCCUUAUCCACUUCCGAAACAAGACUUGGUGGCUAUUCCUGACUUUUCAUCUGGAGCUAUGGAGAACUGGGGCCUGAUCACUUACAGAAUGACAGCAGUGCUGUAUGACCCCGUACACUCCUCUACAAGGGACAAGGAGUGGGUAGCUAUUGUGGUGGCCCAUGAACUCGCUCAUCAGUGGUUUGGUAACCUGGUCACUAUGAAGUGGUGGGAUGACUUGUGGCUGAACGAAGGCUUUGCUACAUUCGUGGAGUACCUAGGAACAGAGUCGCUCAAUGAAACCUGGAAAAUGGAGCAGCAGUUUUUUGAGCUGACGUUGUCCCCAGCCCUAACAUAUGACAGUGUGAAGAGUUCCCACCCCAUAGCCACACCUGUCCACAACCCAGACCAGAUCAAUGACCUCUUUGACUCCAUUUCUUACUUCAAGGGAGCCUCUGUCAUUCGAAUGUUGAAGACUUUUCUCGGAGAGGCAGAUUUCAACAAGGGCAUCAGCAGCUACCUUAGGAAGUACAGCUACAGUAAUGCUGUCACUGCCGAUUUGUGGCAGUCUUUAUCAGAGUCUUCGUCUCAGAAAAUAGAUGUUAAGGCUGUAAUGGACACUUGGACCCUGCAGAUGGGAUAUCCUGUCAUCUCAAUCAGUAGACAGGGAUCAAGGGUCACCCUCUCUCAAAGCCGCUACCUCAGCUUCCCAAACUCAGUCAUAAAGGAGGAGUUUCAGUCUCCAUAUGGUUACAAAUGGUAUGUGCCGUUUGUAUAUGGUGAGAUGGAAGAAGGAGGUAACUUUAUAAAAAACAAAGUAUGGCUCAACAUGACACAAGCUGUUGUAAACGUUGACAGUAAUAAGUUGGUGAUUGGUAACUAUGGAAACACUGGAUACUACAGAGUGAACUAUGAUUUGUCCACCUGGCAGAAAAUAACACAACACCUGAUGAAAAACCAUAAGGUUUUCUCUGAUGGGGAUAGAGCAGGAUUUAUCAGUGAUGCCUUUGAACUCUCCAGAUCUGGGCUUCUCAACAUCACUAUUCCACUGGAAAUGACAAAAUAUCUUGAGAAUGAGGAAGACUUCCUACCCUGGAGUUCUGCCAUAUCAGCUCUGACCUACAUAAAGCAAAGAAUAUAUGACAGGGAUGUGGUCACAAUUUUCAAGAAAUAUGUUUUGAAACUAAUGAAAAAGCAAAUGACUCGAUUGGGAUGGAAAAAGGAGGGAGAUUAUCUUACAAGGCGUCUUCAGUCUUUGCUUAUCAGUGUAGCUGUAUCGUAUGGAGAUGUAAACACAGUGAAGGAGGCAACAGAUCGCUUUAACCAGUGGAUGCAGAACACAGAUAAUAUUGAUCCUGAAUUACAAGGCAGAAUAUUUGAUGCAGGCAUUAUGUAUGGAUCAGAAAAAGAGUGGACGUUUGUGAAGAGCCAGUACUUGACUGUUUUAGUACCUUCAAAGCGGUCACAACUGAUGAAAGCUUUGGCAAAGUCUAGGGACGACUCUCUGCUUAGCAGAUAUCUGCAGUACGCAUUGGACAAUAAAAUCAUUAAACAACAAGAUAUUUCAACUGUCAUAAAGUUUGUCUCAGGAAAUGUUGAUGGUAGGCUGUUGGCAUGGAGAUUUGUGCAAAGAAACUGGUCCAAAUUAAGAAAAUGGUUUGGAGAUGUUUCUUUUACUCUGACUGAUAUUAUUAAGGAUAGUACCAGUGAAUUUUCUACUCCAUUUGACUUGGAAGAGGUGCAACAAUUUUUCAAAGAACACGAUGCUGGGCCAGGAACUCGAGCAGUACAAAUAGCCUCAGAGAAUAUUCAGAUGAACAUCCAGUGGCUAGAGCAGAAUGGACAGACCGUCCAACACUGGCUACAAAGGAACUCGGAAUGAUGCAUGUAGACGACUGAUGGUAUACAACUUCAGACAAGGAGCUUGCAUUGUUAUCCAUUUCAUUCAUGUCUUGUGUUCUUUUUGUUCUCCUGUAAAGGGUAAUACAAUGUAUAUUUUAUUCUUGUGUACCAUACUCUUGUAAAGGGUAAUUUGGUGUAUGUAUGAUCUCUGUAUACUUGUCUAUUAAAAACAGCGUGUAAGUUUCUUUUGAAGAGGCAAAAGCUGUUGAAAUUUGUUAUCUUUGGGAAAAUCAAGGAACUUGUUUGUUAUACAGUUUUAGGGGAAUAUGAGGACUUUAAUAAUUUUGUAAUCACUUUCUUAAAUUUAAUUUAUUACAAUGUAAUUUUAAUCUAUGAACAUUUGAAUAAUGUUUCUUUAAUCAGUAUCUAUAAAUGUAACUAUAAAACUUUUUGACAUUGAAUCUCAUCCAAAUGUUCAUGUAACAGAUGACAUUUAUAUCUUUACCACAUGUAUUUAGCAUAUCCUUACUUUAACAUUUUUUUUAGUUCAAAGUUAAAUUUCCCAGAACAGGAAAAUUUUUAAAAUAAUCUCAUUAGACACUUUUGAUGCAUAUAGCAUUCUCGGUUUUAUUUUGCUCAGAUACUUUCUAGUAUGUCAUGUCCAAUUUGAUUCUGAUGUCUCUGGCUUAGGUUAUAUGUAGAGUUUACAUAUAAUUCAUUGAUUUGUUGUCAUUGUCUUGAAAUGUAGAGGAAAUAUUGUUGCUAAGUGUUGUAAUUUCCUCUUAUCAUGGCUACGUUUUAAUGAUUUCGAACUAAGAGCAUAAAUGAUAUGCUUUAAUUUGUGUUUCUUAUAUGAUAAGAAAAGUUUGACCUAGUAAUUUUGAAAAAAACUGUUUAACAUGAUACUCUUGGAUACUGUCAUAUAAUUGUGCAAUAAGUAUGAAUCAUUUUUAAAAUGCAGUUUUUUUUUUAUCAAAAUUAUGUUCAGUAUAUGUUUAAUAGCUAGGAAAAUUAUUGUUCUAUAAUUGUUGUUAACAUGAUUUUACAGUAAAGUUUAAAUCAUGUUAACAAUAAUUAUAGAUACGGUAUACGGUAUGUCUUUUUUUAGCUUUCAGUGGAUAUUUAGAAAAAUAUGUAUAUGCUUUAUGAUAAUCCUUUACAAAUGACUUAUAGCAAGUUCAUAUUUUAAUGUGCAAUUUAUUUAUACAUGUUGUUUGAUAUUUAGUUUUUGUUUUGUGUUUUUUUUUUCAUUUGUACAUUUUUGUGAAUGCUUUCAAUCAGUUAUGAUAAUCUUUUUUUUACAUUUUGAUUUGUACAAUUAAUUUUCACUUGAAGGGAUAUGUUCAACAGUUCACCCAUAUUAAACAUUCGUUAACUGAUCCAUGUCUGUAACUCUUUCAUUUGAAAAAUGCACCGAUAGCACAGUUUUUAUAUACGCCAGUAUAGGAGUUUGGUAAAUGUGUGGUAUGAAAAAGUAAUUGAAAAGAAUACCCCCGUUUCAAAAGAGAGACAAAUUGUUUUUUGUCUGCCUCCUUCUUAAUUUUGACCGAGCAAUGAAAUACUUUACGACAUUUAAGUCUGCAAACUCAGAACAGGGUAAAUGAUGCAGUUACCCACUUAUUUAUUUUCUAUUUACCUUUACCUAUAUUUUAUUUCAAGAACAUUCACACAAAAGUAUUUAUAGCCAAGCAAUAAUUCCAUAACCUUUUGACAUUUAAUGUCAUGCUAGCUUUAACAAAUGUACCGUAGAUAAAAUAAUGACUGGUUGCUCCCAUCAAAGGUUUUUGACAAUGUACAUUUUUCAUUUAGAAUGUCAAUUUAAAAUAUUUUGGUUAUUCAGUUGUAUUAACAGUUAUAUUUUUAUGUAUGUACGUUGUCAUGUGUUAUUUUUAAAUUUAAAAAAAUCAUGGGUUA